Molecule: messenger RNA, 5142 nt
Organism: Maylandia zebra (zebra mbuna)
Lineage: Eukaryota; Metazoa; Chordata; Actinopteri; Cichliformes; Cichlidae
Source: RefSeq, a predicted model, not a curated record
CACAAAUUGACAACGUGGCACUUUUACUGCAUUAUUGUUAAUGAUUUCUUAAUAAAGAAUGAGUAUCAAUAAUCCCGGACUUCAAUAAAUUAAUAUAGCUCAGUCUCGUAUCUCUGAUAAAGGAGAAUCAAACUCUAUGCCGCCUCUACUGUAGCCGAGUCGCAUUUACUAUCGCAGCUCAUAUCGUACAGUUUACAGUUUCAGCGCCAUGUUCCCAUCCCUUGGUAAGAAAAGAAGGGUAAUAAUAACGAUGAGACGCGUAGCUCAUCCAUAUUAGAAGAGUCUUUAAUGAACUCGGAUCGUCAGAGACACUCCUCCUGCUCCCGGCUCCCUCCGCUCCGCUCCCGUUACCAGACGAUGCGCGCGUGAAAAUUUGCAGCCCCAUCUUUAUCAGUAUCAUCGCCGUGAAGACAAAGAGAAGACCGCAAAUGAAGAUGUGCUGCACUAGCAGGAGAAGCCCCUCUUAAAAUCACCGUUACCGCAGCUGUGCCCGCCCAGAGGCAGACAGAGAACCGGUCCUUGGAGACUCUUUGGGGAUGCGCAAAGAUGUGAGAGUGAAGAGUGAGAUGCAUUAUGAUUGGCCAUCCUCAUCCUAAAAGCGUCAGGCAAGGAGAGUGAUGUUUGCUCCAGCAAAAGAGUCGACGAGGUGGCAUCAAACUUGAAGGAGACGUGUUCAGUGUGCACAUUCAAUGCUUUCACGGCAUUAACCGUAAACUUGCAUCAUUUCCCCAAAGAGGCGGACGCGCUUUCCGUGGUGCUGAAACAGAGACUUGGCUGAUCAACUAGUGAACAAGAGGAGGAACCUCUCACUUCGUCACCUGCUUCUGAGCUUCAUUGUAUUGAGGAGCCGUGGCAAGAACUUAUUACAUUAGCAUCUGACUGUGCUACAUCAUGCUGUGGAUGAAGUGGAAGAUGGUGGUGGACUCCCUGCGUGGACGGAGAAGGAGACUGCCCUGUUCCCUCUGGUUUCUCCUGCUGUUUGCUGCUGGAGGUCUGGUUCUCUUCAUCCACCAGCAGGCUCUGUCAGAGAUGGUCCAGCAACAAGGCCCAGGCGUGAAGCUUGGAAGUACUCCACGGCAAUCCAGAGAGACACUUUCCACUCGGGACCGCGAGAGAGGCAAAUCUGAUAGUUUCCAGGACCUCCAAGUUACAGAAAACAUCCUGUCCAGCGCGAUCCCUCCAAUGCAGUUCCCACAUUUUGAGAAGAGCAGAAAAACAGCCUCCCCUGGGUCUCAGGAGCAGGACAUAGGUUCCCUUCAUGUCACGAAAAGACAACGCAAACUGCUAAAAACAAGUCCUCCAAUUCGACACACCAAAAAUACCAUUUCCUCAUCUUCCUCAUCCUCAGUCUCAUCCUCAUCUUCAAUUUCCUCUUCAUCCCCAAUGUCCUCCUCCAUUACAUCGGGCUUUUUUUCUCCAGAGAGCUGGCAAAAGCUCUCCGGUAUCCUGGAAGCACGCCAGCAACUGAUGAAGGAAAUCUGUGCUAAGUACAAAAGCAGCAUUUCAAAGACCAUCACACGUCAUCAUGUGAAAAGCAUCUUUGUGGAGGACAAGUACAAGUUGCUAUACUGCCAGGUCCCCAAGGCAGGAUGCUCCAACUGGAAGAGAACCCUGAUGGUGCUGGCGGGUAAGGCCUCCAACACUCAGAGUAUUAAGCAUGACACAGUCCACUACGGGCAGCAUCUCAAGAAGCUUGAUAGCUUUGACCAACAGGGAAUCAUGCACCGUCUGCAAACCUACACCAAAGUCAUAUUUGUCCGUGAGCCCUUGGAGAGAAUGGUGUCAGCUUACCGGGACAAGUUUGAAAAUCCCAACAACUACUACCACUCCCUGUUUGGGAAACCCAUCAUUUCCAAAUACAGGGUGAACCCAUCAAAAGCAGCCCUGAAGACAGGAAAUGGGGUCACAUUUAAAGAAUUUGUCCAAUACCUGCUGGAUGUCCACCGGCCCGUAGGAAUGGACAUCCACUGGGAGCAGGCAAAUCAGCUGUGCAACCCUUGCCUCAUAGAUUACGACUUUAUCGGCAAGUUUGAGAACAUGGAAGAAGAGUCUAACUUUCUCUUGCGAUUGGCAGGGGCACCACCUAACCUCACAUUGCCCAGUUUUAAAGACAGGAACCCAAGUGACAAGCGGACCUCUAUGCAGAUCACAGAAAAUUACUUUUCACAGGUCAGCGCUUUGGAGAGACAGCGAGUAUAUGACUUCUACUAUAUGGACUAUCUGAUGUUUAACUAUUCUAAGCCUUUUAAAGAUUUAUACUGACUUAAGAAUUACGUGACUGCUUCACGUCACAUUUUCACAGUCACAUUCCACUACAUUUUUACCAUAACUGUAAUUUUACCAUACCAGUCUUUACUCACAUGCUCAAAUAGGUCUUUGCGUCUUAGCAGAGAGAUCAGAGAGACCAAAUUUCACUCAAAAACACUUUAAUUACAUUUUUUUAGCAGAUUAUAUUGAUUUGUAGACAGUUUGUGUGCUGUUGUAUUAAAUACUCUAAAUUGUCCUAAAAUGCGAAGUGUUUAUUCACUACUAGCAGAUGGUGAGGUAGAAAUUUAAAACUGUAAACAUUAAGCUUCUAAAAAGAUUUAUUAUUGUUGAACAGGCUUUAAAAAAUAUGCCUUACUCUAGGUCAAAUAGCAUUUGUAAAUGUGUGUUUAUGGUUUAAGCACCAAGUUUACCAUAGAUUUCAAGCACAUACCUUAUCUUACUUACAACAAUAUUCAUAAAUGUAGUAGCUUGAGUCCUUGGUAUUCUUAAAUUGUUCACAGUCAAACCCUUUCAUGAUUUAAAAUGUUUGCAUUUACUGUUUGACCUAGGGCAAGUUAGGCAUCAAUAUACCUCUAUGUAUCAGUGCAUACUAAUACAGAUAUUUGAUGUGAAUGGCUUUACUAAAUAUAACUAAAUGAAACACUACAAAUACUAUAAAUCUUUAAAUGUGUCAAGUGCUGCCCACUUGGAAGCUGUGUGCGCCUAUUGUAGCAUUUUAUACUUCUAACUUUGUCAUUUUGUGCUUUUCCUUAACACAUACAUGUGCUGUAGGUCCUCCAUCAAUAGGGUGUCUAAAAGCAGGGUAUAAAGUGUUGCUAUGAAUAUCUCUCAAUAUAUAUUAGUGUUGCUGAUUUACCAGUCGAUGGUAUUGGAAAUUAAAAAAAAAAAAAAUACAGGCUAAAAACAAAAACAGAUAAACACUUUUUUCAUAUUACAUAUGACAUUUUUCAGUAAUGUACAAUUUGGACUUUCCAGCAAGAAACAGAUAACAAGUUUGCACAAACUUCUUUAUCUGCCACUUUAACCACCUCAUAAUAUUAUAAAGCAACCCAUCCCCUCUGUAUAUAUCAUAGCUAUUCAAUACCAACAUAUAGGCUUUUUUCUGACUCUACUGUGUAAAAUUGUAUAAUGGGCAUUCAGAUGAAUAUAUAUUUUUCUAUGUAUUUCUAAAAUAUAAAUAUAUAUAUAUAUAUAGAUAUAUAUAUUCAGUUCUUCUUGGUGAUGGUUACUUCCUUUUUGAUGUCAUUUGUUGUUCUUUCAGUAAUAUCAGUGUAGAGUGUUGUGUAACUGAAGAGUUUCUUUCCAAAACAAAAUAUCCACCAGCUGAAAACCAACACGUCUCAAAAAAAUUUGAAAUGACUGCAAACUAUUGAUGCAGCAUUUAAAAAGUGCAAAUAGCUAUGUUUGAGUGAUGAAUUGAUCUUCUUUGGUGCUUUGGAGUUAGGGUAAGAUUUUGUUUAAUAUAAAUGGAUAUGUACAAUUUUGGAAAUUAGCUCUUUGAUUAUUUAUCCCAGAUUCAUUUUGAUGCUCAAUGGGAUAAUAGACCCUGUACAAAUGAGCUGCAUUCCACCUAGUUAGCCAUCCAAGCUGAGGACAUUUUUACCCAUAGCAUACCCGUGCUGUGUGUUUAUAUGUGUAGUACUGAACUACCUGUUUAGAUGUUUUUAACCCCACUGCACAUCUUUUCGUAAAAAUAUAUACACAAGAAGGCUGCAGCUAUCGUAUCCUUUGUGCAACAUGGCUAAACUACUAUUCCCAACACAAAACCCAACUGGCAAGUCAUGUUGUUCUUUUCUUUCUUUCUUUUUAAUAUGCAACAUGAUGCAGGUCAGACUACAUAUAUUAUGUGCACUAGUUAAAACUGCAAAAGAAAAACCCCAAAAACAGCAGUUUUUAGGUCCUAAGCAAUCAGAUAUUUUAAAAUGUUUUAGACAUUCAGACAUUUUAAAUACAAGACCAGUGGAACAAAAAGUUGUGAGGUUAAAUACUCUAGGUUUUCAUCUGAGUUAAAAAAAGAAAAACAAGGAAAGGUUAAAUAUAAUAAAUGUUGAGUUUAACGUAACGUAAAACCCAGACAAGUAUUCAAAAAAUUUACAUUUAGUUAAAAUCAACUUGGUUUACUGUUUCAUCUUUAAGCUGUGAAAUGGUAAACAUGCCACAAUCAGAAGUGGUUACAAAUGGUGUAUAACACACCAAAAGCCCACAACCCACACACACUAAACACCUUGAUUAAAGAAAAAGUCAUUUUAAUGGCGGCAAAGAUGGAUUUGAUUUAUUCGAUUCUCUGAACAACCUAUGGGUGAUCUCCAAUAAAAUAGUAGUCACUAUUUAGCUCUGUUAUGUCCUUUGCAGCUCACUGGAAAUUUAUUUUAUGGUAACAAAAGUUGUAUUUGCCUAGAGAAAAGAGGGAAAUCAUAUUAUUCAAAUCUAUACACUAUAAUACUUUUUUAAGACCUUUAAUAAUUUUGGUGAUGGUAACUGUAUGAACUUUUGUCAGUGUAGUGUUGGCUUUUGCAAUGCCAAAAUCUAACCUUUGUUUAGGUUCUGGUCAAAAUCUAUGUAGGUGUAGCCAAUCUUUGGCCAAAACAGCUAAUGCAUUAUGAUGAGUAUUACUUUUGUAAAUACUCUGUCAGUCCCUGCCCCCCUUCUAAAGAAGAUUUCUUGGUUUUGUGGGUAUACGGACAGAUCAAAAGCAUAACUACAGUAACAAGUGAAUGUAUAACAGUUUAUUGUUGGUGCAAAUCUGUAAAAGAAAAAAAAAAGAUUAUCUUAAGCCCUUUGCCUUAUUUUACACUGCCAAUCAAAUGGUGUAUUUCAGGAAGAUAUUUUUCAGGAGGUUAUUUCUGGCUGAUGAGUGUCUGCUAAUAAACUGUC